AUGAAGUUCGGCGUGGCUCUCCUCGCGCUCGGCGCGAGUCUGACGCGGGCGGCUGACACGAUUCAAGCCGGCGCGCCCGAAGCAGGGACGCAAUGUUCAGUCCCACUCGUCGGUCUGCCCAUGUCUUCCCCGCAGAUCCACUACGAGCCCUCCUUCGACGAAGGCUGGGAGUGGUCAGCACGUGAGGGCGAGGCGACCUCGAACGGCUACCUGCAGUACCCACGGAUCAAGACGUCCCACGUCGGUGCUCAGCUGCAGUACGCCUUUGUCGGCAACGGUGCCAGGCUGAACGGCACGGCCUCACCUGGCUCAUCUUUAACCAUGCGGCUAGAGCACCUGAAGCCCGACACGAACGCGCACGCGACGACGACCGUGUUCCCAGAGGGCCUGACGGACGCGAUCUUGUUUGAGACGGAUACGUUCCACUCCACGGGCGACUGGAUGCGCAUCACGUUCCAGGUCGUCAGCGGCACGUUUGAGUUCAACCGUAUCGAAUACUCUGCGCUGCGGACGUGCAAUGCGAACGCGCCCCAGGGCGAGGACGUCAUCCUUGACAGUAUCACGACGGGCCCGACGCAGCCGUACACCCUCGCGGGAGAGUGGAGGGGCAUGCAGCGCGAUCCGACUGUCGCGCCGGGGAGUGAUCGCGCCCAGAGCCUGAUUGAGGCGAAACCCGGCGGCGUGAUCAGCUUUGCGGCGCCUCCGAAAGCCGCGUACAUGCACCUGAACGGCAUGGUUGCGAAGUCUGGCGGCGACUACGAGGUGGAGAUCAGCCCUCCGCCUCCCGGCCCCGAUGACGGAUCGACGGCUAGCCGGAAGUACGCGGGCAGCACGAAGCGGCCAUACGCGUCCCUGCAGCCGCUGUGGGAGGGCCAACUCAAGUCCGACCAACAGUACAACGUGACGCUGCGGAACACGGACCCCUCGGCGGUGCUACAGGUCUACUCUGUCAGAAUCGUCAGCGAGGGCGACCAGCCCAAGCCUCUCGGCGCGCACGCGCCGUACAGUCUGAACGAGACUUUUGUCAAUGUCGACGCAAAGCCAUCCGACCCGUCUUCGCCGGGCGAGACCAAGUCCGAGACGCAGAAGGGCACGAACGUCGGCGCCAUCGUCGGCGGCGUCGUUGGCGGUGUUCUCGGCGCGAUCCUGCUCGGCCUGCUGGGCUGGUGGCUGUGGCGCAAGUGUCAUGCGAAGGAUCCGUUUGACGACGACGCGUCCAUCGUCGAUGUCGCCGACCAGGCCGCGGCCGACGCGCUGCCAUACCCCCAGCAUCCGAACAUGUCGCAGCUUACCCAGUUCCACUCGACUGGCAGCUUUGGCAUGUCCAGUGCGAGUGCGAGCUAUGGGACAGCGUCGCAGAGCCAGAGCUUCGCGACCCUCCCUCGCGCACUCACGCCGGAGGGGACGGGUGCAAGCUAUGGUACGCAUGGGUACAGCUACUCUGCCAGUGGCUCGGACGCAACGUCCGCGAUGGCCGUGGCGUCGCACAGCGCCUCGUUCCCCGCGCUGCCCCGCUCCUCCUUCUCCUCCCGCCACAUCCCCGGAUCGCCUCUCAGCAACCUGCCCCCGAUCAGUACGCAGAGCACGGGCGAGAUGCCCCCUCUCUCCCCCCUGCCCAAUACGCCAUACUCGCCCGGCAUCGGCCCGUCCUACACCCCCAACGCCGAAGAGUCCCUCACCCCUCCCAUCCCCGCGGCGGUGGCCAAGACGCCCCGCCAAGUACCUAGGCCGCGGAGCCGGCAGCCGAGCCGCCGCCUCGUCGAGACGGAGGACACGGUUCCGCCGUCGUACGACCCGACGUGGGCUGACGACUUUGUCGAUGGGCAGCAGUACCUCGAGCCGGCGAUUGCGUCGCCGCGAACAUCGGGCCAGCCGCCCCUCAGCCCUAUCUCGACACCGCCAGCGGCCGCGAGGGCGACACCACCCCUGCCCACGCCGCCUAUUGCGAGACAGCACGGGGCGGGCAGCGGAGCUCACGGCGGAGCUGCCGGUGGCGCGGGUAGCAUAGCCAGUGGAGCUGGUAGCAUGGCCGGUGGAGCUGGUAGCAUGGCCGGUGGAGCGCACGGCGCCGGCGAAAGCAGUGGGCCAGGAGCAGAGUACGGCAGCCAAGAAGGCCUCGCGACCCCGCCAUCGAGCAACGCGCCGCUCGCGGCGCACGCCAUCCCCCCCUCCCCGCCGAGUCCGGGCACGAGCGACGAGAACAUCCUGAGCGUGCGCCCGACGUCUCCUGCCCAUAGCGACUUUAACAACCGGCGCUAA
Messenger RNA from Trichosporon asahii var. asahii CBS 2479, 2259 nucleotides. RefSeq lists its product as uncharacterized. Lineage: Eukaryota; Fungi; Basidiomycota; Tremellomycetes; Trichosporonales; Trichosporonaceae. The coding region runs from base 1 to 2259 and encodes 752 amino acids. The record is from RefSeq and is a predicted model, not a curated record. The transcript has a single exon.